AAAGCUCCGCAAAAACCCUAAAUCCCAGAAAUGGGCGCGGCGCCGCCGCCGGAGAGGCCCACCGUCAGAGUCACCAACAUCCCCUGCACCAUCACCGCCACCGAGCUUCUCCACUUCCUCGAGUCCGCUCUCGGCCCCGACUCCGUCUUCGCCGUCGAGAUCGUCAGCGACCACAAGAACUGGAAGUCCCGCGGCUACGGCCGCAUCCAGUUCACCGCCCUCCGCCACAAGGCCCGGGCUCAGUCCCUCUCCUCCUCCGCCGAUCUCUUCUUCAAGUCCCACAACCUCCGCCUCUUCGAGGCUCACGAUGACAUCAUCCCCCGGCCGCUGGACCCCAGGCACCGCCUCAACAGCACCGUCUUGCACGCCGGGUUUGUCGUCAACGACGAGACCAUGAGCGUGCUGGAGUCGUGGGAGGGGGUUCGGGCUUGGGUCAUGCCCGAGAGGAAACGGGUCGAGUUUUGGGUCUGGCGGGUCGGUGACUGCUACAAGAUGGAGAUUGCGUUUGAGAAUAUUGUGGAGUCCGUUGGGUGCUGUUUGGGUGGUGAUAAAGUUAAUGCGCUACGUUUGAAGCUAAAGUUUGGCCCGAAGAUUUUUCGGCAAUUGUCAGGGCCUAAUGUAGCUUCGAAGUUUAGCGCUGAUCGGUAUCAUGUUUGUAAGGAAGACUUUGAUUAUCUGUGGGUGAGGUGUACAGAUUUUUCUGAGAUGAAGUCGAUUGGGCAUUCGACUGCCUUUUGCUGGGAGAUUCAGGAGGACGUUGCGGCAGCGGGUGUUUUUACUACUUUUCCGAGCUUUAGGAAAGAUGUGGUGGAUCUCAUGUUUGAGGAUGGUGGGGACUGUCUUUUGGUAUCUGAGACGGUUCCGCUUGUGAAAUGCGAAGCGGAUAUGAAGUUUCCCUAUGAGAUUCUUUUCCAGCUUAACGUGCUUGUUCAUGCUCAGAAGAUUAGCCUUGCUGCAGUGGGGAGUGAUCUGAUUGAGUUCUUUGGUGGUUUGAGUAUGGACACUGCUAAUGUGCUUCUUGAGAAGCUGCAGAAGCUCAAGACGACUUGCUAUGACCCUCUGUCAUUUGUAAAGGUGCAACUGCAACUCUUAGAGAGAAACUCUAAGAAACGUCUCUCUCCCCAUCAGAGAUUAAUGGAGCAUAAUGUCAUGAGUUGUCACAGAGUCUUGAUUACCCCAUCAAAGAUCUACUGCUUGGGUCCUGAGCUUGAAAAAUCAAACUAUGUUGUGAAGAACUUUGCUCAAUAUGCUUCAGAUUUUAUGAGAGUUACUUUUGUCGAAGAGGAUUGGGGCAAGCUUCCUGUAAAUGCUCUCUCCACAAGUAUUGAACAAGGUUUCUUUGCAAAACCUUUUAGAACUGGAAUAUAUCAGCGGAUAUUGUCUAUUCUUCGAGAUGGAAUUGUGAUUGGAGAUAAAAGAUUUGAGUUUCUGGCUUUCUCUGCAAGUCAACUGCGAUCAAAUUCUGUCUGGAUGUUUGCUUCGAAUGACAGUGUAAAAGCAGAAGAUAUUAGAGACUGGAUGGGUUGCUUCAACAAGAUCCGCAGUGUAUCUAAAUGUGCAGCUAGGAUGGGGCAACUUUUCAGUUCUUCAACACAAACUCUCACUGUCCCUCAGAAAGAUGUGGAGCUCAUUCCUGACAUUGAGACUACUACUGAUGGUGUAAGUUACUGCUUCUCUGAUGGUAUUGGAAAGAUUUCCUUGUCUUUUGCCAGACAAGUUGCUCAAAAGUGUGGAUUGAAUGACACUCCUUCAGCAUUCCAAAUUCGAUAUGGUGGAUAUAAAGGGGUGAUAGCUGUUGACCGUAAUUCUUUCCGGAAGCUGUCUCUACGUAGUAGUAUGCUCAAAUUUGAUUCGGACAACAGAAUGCUUAAUGUCACUAAAUGGAGUUCUUCCAUGCCCUGCUUUCUGAAUCGGGAAAUAAUAACCCUCAUGUCUACACUGGGGGUAGAAGAUGAAGCAUUUGAAGCAUUGCAACAGGAGCAAUUGGAUCUGUUGGGAAGAAUGAGGAAAGAUAGAAACGUAGCACUGAGUUCCCUAGAGAAACUAAGCGGUGCUGAUUCUAAUAACAUUCUUGUGAAGUUGUUGCUCCAAGGUUAUGAGCCUAAUCUCGAACCGUAUCUCUCGAUGAUGCUUCAAGCACACUACGAGCACCACUUGGCUGAUUUGAAGAGUAGGUGCCGCAUGUAUGUCCCUAAAGGAAGAAUCCUGGUUGGGUGCUUGGAUGAAACUGGUACUUUAAACUACGGCCAAGUUUAUCUUCGAAUAACCAUGACAAAAGCAGAGCAAGAAAUGGGGCAUCAGAGUUUCUUCCAGAGGGUAGAUGAGGCAACAUGUAUAGUAACAGGGAAGGUGGUUGUAACCAAAAAUCCUUGUCUUCAUCCAGGAGACAUCAGGGUACUUGAGGCUGUCUAUGAUGUGGGACUAGAAGAGAAGAAUAUGGUGGAUUGCAUUUUAUUUCCUCAGAAAGGAGAAAGGCCUCAUCCAAAUGAAUGCUCUGGGGGUGAUCUGGAUGGAGACUUGUUUUUCAUAAGUUGGGAUAAAAGUCUCAUCCCUCCUACUACUGUACCUCCGAUGGAUUAUUCUGCACGGAGACCUCGCAAUAUGGAUCAUGAUGUGACUUUAGAGGAAAUUCAAAAGUUCUUUGUGGAUUAUAUGAUAAAUGAUAAUUUGGGUGCCAUCUCUACCGCACAUCUAGUUCAUUCUGACCACGAACCAGAAAAAGCCAUGAGUAAGAAAUGCCUGGAGUUGGCAGACCUGCACUCCAUGGCUGUUGACUUUGCCAAAACUGGUGCACCAGCUGAAUUGUCCUGGAUAUUAAAACCAAAAGAAUUUCCGGAUUUCAUGGAAAGGGUGGAGAGACCGAUGUACAUCUCCAAUGGGGCAUUAGGAAAGUUGUACCGGGCAAUUCGUAGCUCAGUGGUUCAAGAACAAACCAUUGUUGUCUGGUCACAGCAGAGGGCUGAAGAAGCUUAUGACAGGGAGCUUGAAGUGCAGGGUUUCGAGUCCUUUCUCGAAAUGGCAGAAAGUCACAGGGACAAGUACAUAGAGAAGAUGAGAAGUCUCAUGAACUAUUAUGAAGCCACAACUGAGGAUGAAAUACUGACUGGCAACCUCAGAAACCGUGCAGCCUAUCUACAGCGCGAUAACAGGAGGUACUUUGACUUGAAGGAUCGCAUACUGCUGUCACUCAAGACCCUGCAGAAGGAAGCAAAAGGAUGGUUCGAAAGCAGUUGCAAGGUGAGCGAGCAGCAGCGACUGGCCUCAGCAUGGUACCAUGUCACUUACAACUUGGCUUAUUUCCAAGAAGACAUGAACUGCCUGAGCUUUCCAUGGAUCGUGGGCGACAUCCUGCUCAACAUCAAGUCUCUGAAUAGCCGAAGAAGCCGCAUCGUUACAAGUGCAUUAGAACAUCUCAACAGGGUUUAUGUUGUACGUGAUUAGGUCUAAUUUCUCUAACCAUGAAGGGUAGGUUUCUAGCAACCAGCAUUCCCUGUGUUGAGCUUGGACAAUGUAAUCUAUAAGGGUCUGAAGAACAUUAAUGGUAUCUAUAUAAGUUUACAUAUCU
Fragaria vesca subsp. vesca is the source of this 3565-nucleotide messenger RNA. Its product is annotated as RNA-dependent RNA polymerase 2-like. Gene Ontology annotation, cellular component: nuclear RNA-directed RNA polymerase complex. NCBI's taxonomy places the organism in Eukaryota, Viridiplantae, Streptophyta, Magnoliopsida, Rosales, Rosaceae. The record is from RefSeq and is a predicted model, not a curated record. The transcript has 4 exons. Gene Ontology annotation, molecular function: nucleic acid binding; RNA-directed RNA polymerase activity. Gene Ontology annotation, biological process: siRNA processing. Bases 31 to 3441 code for a protein of 1136 amino acids.